Messenger RNA from Durusdinium trenchii, 2017 nucleotides. The record is from the annotation of a GenBank genome assembly. Lineage: Eukaryota; Dinophyceae; Suessiales; Symbiodiniaceae.
GUUUGGCGUCGUCGCAUUUCUUUGGAGUUCACAAGUCCUUGAUAUAAACAAGUUGGACAAGUAGUUCCAAAACGAGGGAAGAUGAUCCGGCUAGUUCUAAGGGACUGUGUUGCGCAGGUCUACUUGCAUUGUCUCAUUGUUGCCCAAGCAGCCAUUGCAUGCAGACGCUGCAUUUGAUGCGCCACGUUCCAGGGUCAAAGUCCCUUGCACAAGCCAAGAAAGGGGUGGACUUAGUUGUGGCAAUGGGCAAGAAGCUGAUUGGAAGGAUUCCUCACAGCCAAGAGUGGACGUUAGAGCUUCGACGAAUCACCGAAAAAGUGAAUUUGGAAAUCCCUUCGCUCGAGCUUCCCAUCGCCCCCUCCUUUGAGAUCCGUGACCGACAGGGGCAAGCCGUCGGACUCGAGUUGAGCGCCGUGUGUCCGGCACAGUUUCCCAUCGAAGUGCUCCUCAUUGCACCGAACGUGGACCUGGACCUUGACCAGGUGCUUCCUCGUGAUGACGCCCGCUUCAGAGAAGCUGAGCAAGUCAUGCCAUUGAAUCGAGGGACCUUUAGCCAGGUGCUGCGCAAGAUGGACAUGGUACGUGAGAAGGUGGUCGUGGUGAAGCAUUUGUCCAUCGGCCUCAUGUGGGAUGUCGGAGCCUUCCCUUGGGAGCGGGAGGUAACAGCUUUGAUGGGCUUAAAGCAUCCGAAUAUCGUGACACUCCUUGAGGAGCCAAUUUCGAUGAAGGAUUCCAUCCACUUGGUGCUGGAAAACAUGGAUGAGGACCUACGGCAAUAUAUCAAGAGGACACGGCCUUUGACGCUGAUCUCCUUGAGGCGUGCCUGGUUGCAGAUUCUGCGCGGAGUCUAUCACAUGCACAAGCUCAACUGGCUGCACAGGGAUCUGAAGCCCCAGAAUAUCCUGGUGAAUUGGAAGACACGCACCUUGAAGGUCGCAGACUUCGGCUUGAGCCGGAGGCAGACCAUUCAGAGCCUAGAAUGUUUUGGAUGGACUGGCACGGCUGGCGCGGGACCGCGCCAUCUGACCCAGGAAGUGGUGACCUUGUGGUAUCGGGCGCCCGAAGUUUUGUUGGGAGGUCACUACGACAAAAGUGUGGACCUGUGGUCCCUGGGAUGCAUUUUUGGCGAGAUGGUCACGCAAUGGCCACUCUUCGCCGGCGACUCCGAGCUUGGGCAACUCAUGUGCAUCUUUCAGAUGCUGGGGACUCCCUCGAACCAGUCCUGGCCGGGAGUCCAAUCUCUGCGGCACUACAGUCCUCACUUCCCCAAGUGGAGUGAAGGACGCUUGGCGGAGAUGCUCACUGGCAGGCAGGGGCUGUUGUUUCGGAGAUGGUUGGCUCAGGGGCUGUAAGGGAUGCUUCUCCACUGAGUGUGAAAGUCGGAUUGGGAGAGGCCAUUUCUGCAUGCUGUUCUGGAUGGAACCUUGAAGCCUUGCCCCUCGCAGCGGACCUCAUCUCGUCAGUUGCUGCGGAUGAUGGAACGCUGGACAGGUCAUGAAAUUGCCAGUGAAGUCUUUGCCAUUUGCUGCGGAAUCGCUGCCCAACGUGGGCCUUUCACAUUGACUGCUGGGUAUGGAGUUCCGGAACUCCAGUCUUUGAUGAGACCUCCAUUCCGAUCCUUUCCGCAGGUCUUCUUUCGCAAAAUCCUUUCCUUCAGCUAUGCCUUUUUCUGACCAGGCUUGCAGCAGAUCUGUGCCUGUCGAUUGCAUCUAAUUCAACUCUUGGAAUCCCUUAGCUCUGGGCUGCAAUGGUUGGCCUCGUGUGGCUUUGCCACGCAUCGUUCCCUUAUAAGCCUCUAGAGGUAUCGUUUCAAGCAGCCUGACCAGAGUCAUGGUCAGCUCUCGCAUAGGUUACUCAGAGCAUCUUAGAGCUAGAAUACGUUCUCCUGGAGAACACUGCAUAGAGUGGGAUUCUACAAAGGCCCUUGGACCAAAAGGCCUUCGCCGAGGACGAUUUUUUCCUUGAGUUGGCAUGCUUGUGCGCCUUUCAUCUCCAGAUUUUUCUUUCGAACACCGAG